This is a messenger RNA of Glycine soja, 1514 nucleotides long. RefSeq names its product WAT1-related protein At1g09380-like. The coding region runs from base 128 to 1255 and encodes 375 amino acids. Gene Ontology annotation, molecular function: transmembrane transporter activity. The transcript has 7 exons. Gene Ontology annotation, cellular component: plasma membrane. NCBI's taxonomy places the organism in Eukaryota, Viridiplantae, Streptophyta, Magnoliopsida, Fabales, Fabaceae. The record is from RefSeq and is a predicted model, not a curated record.
ACAUUUAAUUUCUCAUUCUUUGUCGAUCAAGACCCAUUCUCUAAAACAAUCUCUCUUGAAAGCUCUCUCCAAAUUCCCAAGGCAGAGCAGUGAAGAAGAACCUUAAAUUACUUAGAAGAGAGAAUUAAUGGCGAGUAGUAUUAUUCCACUCUUGGCCAUGAUUAUUGUACAAUUGGGCUAUGCAGGGAUGAAUAUUACCUCAAAGCUUGCAAUACAAUCUGGCAUGCAACCUCUUGUACUUGUUGCUUAUCGCCAAAUUUUUGCAACUAUUUCCCUUGCUCCCUUCGCUUUUUGGUUUGAACGGAAUACGGCUCCCCGAAUGACAAAGCACAUUGCGCUCCAGAUAUUACUAUCUUCCUUAACAGGAGUAACAGGAAAUCAGAUUCUAUACUUUUUGGGGCUUAAAUAUUCAACCGCUACAAUUGCAUGUGCACUAAACAACUUGCUCCCAGCAUUCACUUUUGUUCUUGCAGUCCUCUCUAGACAAGAGAAUUUGAGAAUCAAGACUAGGGCAGGGGUAGCGAAGGCCUUAGGAACAGUCCUUAGUGUGGGUGGAGCGGUGCUUUUAUCAUUUUACCAUGGAGAAGUCCUUGGUCUAGGUGAGUCAGAGAUUCACUGGAGAUAUGCAGAAAAAAUGCAAAGAGAAUCCUCUUCUUCUGGGGGUGGAACAAACUUGAUUCUAGGCCCUGUUGCUGUAAUUGUUAGUGCUCUUCUUUGGGCAGUAUGGUUCAUAGUUCAAGCAAACAUGAGCAAGAGCUAUCCAGCUCCUUACACUAGCACUUUCUACAUGUGUUUGAUGGCAAGCAUUCAGUGUGUGGCCAUUGCCUUGUCUGCUGAACACAAUGUCUCAGCUUGGUCACUCCACAGUACUAUAAGACUCACCUCUGCACUUUAUGCGGGGACUAUUUCUACUGGGCUAGCGUAUGUGCUAAUGUCAUGGACCAUAGAGAGGAAAGGUCCCCUUUAUGUGUCUGUGUUCUCCCCUUUGCUGCUUGUCAUCAUUGCUGUUGCUAGCUGGGCUUUGCUUCACGAGCAAUUAUACGUUGGAACUGCCAUUGGGUCUCUGCUGAUAGUGUUGGGGCUAUAUUUUGUUUUGUGGGGAAAGAACAAAGAGAUGAAUAAGAUAGACAUGGUUGAAGUUGAAGGCACAGUCAUGGAGGCAAUAAAGGAAAGCGAGAAGGAUGAGGUGAAAGACCUGGAAUUGCAACCCUAUGAUCCUUCCAACGGUAAUGGUAACCAUCAUGAUGCUAAUUAAAGGGAAGAGGAAGUGACAUGCAGAGGAUUCAAUGCAGAUCAAGUGCAUGAAGACAAGACGUUUCUAACGUCUAGUGCAUUUUGUAAUCUUGUGUCACAUUUGAAAGCCUAGAUUGAAAAUUGCUCCUACACAUUUUAAUUUAUUACCCCUAUCUGGCAAUAAGAAUAUUGUCAUUCUCAAGUUGAGAAAAGAUUGUUAGAUGUUACUAAACGAUAUGAAUUCCAUCACUCGUGCAUAACCAUUACUUUUCUGAUAUUAA